CUGCCAUCACGGAAGAUUUUUCAUUCCAGCGACUCCCUAGAAAAUAUUUUGAGCGACUUCGACGAUGCGCUUGGAGCCAGCCACGGACUGAAAACGAGUCGUGCGGCAUCCCGUGAACAAGGAAGCCGAACGCUGCCUCGGGAAGUGGACAGCACAUCGAGUGCAAAACGAAUUCAAAACGGCUACGCUUCGGAUUAUACUGGUGGAUCUGCUAUAGAACGUCGAUCAGAAUCUGCUACAAUGCUAGCGCCACGGCCGUUUGCGCUAGAUUUCAACGCUCCACCAAAACCACCACAUCGAUCAACUCCAACCGGUCGAUCGACGCCGUCCAGACAAUCUACUUCAGGUGAUUACCAAAUCACACUUUCGAACACAGUAAGGGAGGGUAAUCGGAACCCUACCCAAAUUUACCGUAGAACCACAGGGAUAGAUAGAUUUCAACAGUAG
This is a messenger RNA of Cooperia oncophora, 447 nucleotides long. NCBI's taxonomy places the organism in Eukaryota, Metazoa, Nematoda, Chromadorea, Rhabditida, Trichostrongylidae. The record is from the annotation of a GenBank genome assembly.